ACUCUGUUUGUGGAUGAGUACAGUGACUGGGGGGGGGCAUCCUUCGGAGGCGGUCCCCAGGCUGCUCUUGUGGGUCCCACUUCAUCCAGCCCUCUGGCUUUUGUCCCCCACAGUGACCGAUUAGCACUGCUCCAGGUCCGGGCCAUCCUCCAGCAGCUGGGUCUGAAUAGCACCUGCGAUGACAGUAUCCUCGUCAAGACCGUGUGCGGGGUGGUGUCCAGGAGGGCCGCGCAGCUGUGUGGCGCAGGCAUGGCUGCGGUGGUGGAUAAGAUCCGAGAGAACAGAGGACUGGACCGUCUGAACGUGACUGUGGGAGUGGACGGGACGCUCUACAAGCUUCAUCCGCACUUCUCCAGAAUCAUGCACCAGACAGUGAAGGAACUAUCACCAAAAUGUAACGUGUCCUUCCUCCUGUCUGAGGAUGGCAGCGGCAAGGGAGCCGCCCUCAUCACGGCCGUGGGCGUGCGGUUACGCACAGAGGCAAGCAGCUAAGAGCCCGGGAUCCCCAGCCUGCUGCCUCUCCAGCACUUCUCUCUUCGAGCGGCGACCCCCUACCCUUCCAGCGAGUUGUGCUGGGAGACGCCGAUGCCGGGGCCCGCCGGCGCGGGGAGGAAAGCAAAAUCCAACUAAUGGUGUAUAUUGUAGGGUACAGAAUAGAGCGUGUGCUGUUGAUAAUAUCUCUCACCCGGAUCCCUCCACACCUGCCCUGCCACUCUGCAUGGUUUGAUUUCGACCUGGUCCCCCACGUGUGAAGUGUAGUGGCAUCCAUUUCUAACGUAUGCAUUCAUCCAACAGUUAUUUAUUGACUGGAGAUGGAAAGUCACACCACCUGAUGGGCCUUCUGGGCCUCCAAAGCCCAUCCUUGGGGUUCCCCCUCCCCGUGUGAAAUGUAUUAUCACCAGCAGACACUGCCAGGCCUCCCUCCUGGGGGCACUGCCUGAAGGCGAGUGUGGGCAUAGCAUUAGCUGCUUCCUCCCCUCCUGGCACCUAUAUGGCCUGGCAUCGCAUCGUGGUGUGUCAAUGCCACAAAGUCGUGUGUCCGUGGAACCAGUCCUAGCCACGUGUGACAGUCUUGCAUUCUGUUUGUCUCGUGGGGGGAGGUGGACAGUCCUGCGGAAAUGUGUCUUGUCUCCAUUUGGGUAAAAGGAACCAACCAACAAACAAUGCCAUCACUGGAAUUUCCCACCGCUUUGUGAGCCAUGUCGUAUGACCUAGUAAACUUUGUACCGAUUCAAA
Messenger RNA from Piliocolobus tephrosceles (Ugandan red Colobus), 1236 nucleotides. Its product is annotated as hexokinase-1-like. Gene Ontology annotation, cellular component: cytosol; mitochondrion. The annotation marks the transcript as partial. The transcript is spliced from 2 exons. The record is from RefSeq and is a predicted model, not a curated record. Gene Ontology annotation, biological process: glycolytic process; glucose 6-phosphate metabolic process; glucose metabolic process. Gene Ontology annotation, molecular function: mannokinase activity; ATP binding; D-glucose binding. Lineage: Eukaryota; Metazoa; Chordata; Mammalia; Primates; Cercopithecidae.